Molecule: messenger RNA, 573 nt
Organism: Rhopalosiphum padi (bird cherry-oat aphid)
Lineage: Eukaryota; Metazoa; Arthropoda; Insecta; Hemiptera; Aphididae
Exons: 3
Coding region: 1-573 (190 amino acids)
Biological process (GO): cilium assembly
Cellular component (GO): axoneme
Source: RefSeq, a predicted model, not a curated record
AUGGAGGAAACAGAAGAAAAUAUAACUUUAAAAUCAAUAAGCGAAGAAACUUUAUACUAUCACGCAGAUAAAAGUACAGGAGUAUCAGAUAAAUGUUUAUUUGCCAGAUGGUUGAAACCAGAAAAUGUCGAUGAGUUGAAGUUCGUAACCAAAGAUGUUUUAUUGAUACGAGCCGGAAAGACCAUAAUAUUUUAUGAUGUUGUUACUAAAAAAGAAGAUAUCUUAAUAGUUGGCAGUAAAUCGUUUCAAAAUAGUAGUGGUACGAAACACGAAUUACCUUUAGAAGGCAUUGGGUGUGUUGAUUGUUGUGAAAUAGAUUUAUUGGCUUUGGCUGAACAACCACCAAUAUCUAAGGUGGUUAUAUGUUCGUACCCUGAACUAAAAGUGUUAGCAACUCUUAUUGAUAAUAGCUGUUCUGCAGCUUAUAAGUCUAUACUGUUUCUAAAAUUGGAAUAUUUAAUCGGCUUGCGUGAAUAUCCAGCAUUUGAUUUGAUAGUAUGGGCAUGGAGAAUCGGAGAAAAACUUUUAGUCAUCGACACUGGAUUCAUUCAGCCGAAUCAAUAUCUAAAGUAA